UAUCAACUUAUUACGAAUUCAGACUUCGCUCGUUCGCAUUAACAAUUAACAGUGUAUCUUAUCGUAGCUUCUUCCUGACAGUAGCGGUUCAUCUGCGUUAGACAAUCUCAUUAAUGAACUCAUCGCGGUGUGGUACGAAUUCGUGAUUGUCGUGAAAUUGCAAUGAUGAAUUACCACCCCCUACUGUGCGUGCUGCUAGUGCUAACGUCGGCGGCGGCCCAACAGCCCGCAAUGUCUUGCAGCUACAAAGGGCGCGGUUUUCUCACGUCCAUUUGCGUUAAUGCCAUCCCAUCCUUUUUCCGUAUGACCGUCUACCGCUUCGACAAUCUUGACGAGACGCUUCAGUGCGUCAACUGCACUUUGCAAGUCAUCGAGAGCUACACGUUUGACAUAUCCGGUAACCAGAUCAAGCAACUUGAUCUGACCGACUCAAAAAUCACAGUUUUGAAACCGAAAGCCUUCAUGGGGCUCGUCUUCUUGGAGACACUCAACCUGAAGGACAACCAAAUCGUUUCAGUACCGGCAGAGACCUUCCAGGGCAUCACCAAGGUGAAGGACCUGAACAUGGAAAACAAUCGGAUUGAUAAACUGCUGGCGAACGGAUUUAAAGAGCUGACGAAUAUGCACAAGCUGAAUUUGAAGGCCAACAACAUUAAGAGUAUCGAGGACGGUUCCUUUAACGGCUUGGGUUCCGUGGAAGAGCUCGACCUCUCCAACAACGAAAUCACGACAAUUAACGGAAUCUUCACCGGUUUGGUUAGCGUGCGCUCGCUCAACUUCGAAAAGAACAAGAUUUCGAAGCUCGAUCCACUCGACGUCGAACAGCUGAACGUGCUCCUCUACCUGAACUUGGCCAGAAACAACCUGAAGGUCAUUUCGAACAACACAUUCCUGCAACUGCCCCGCUUGGAAACUCUAAACCUGUCCUCAAAUCCAAUUGAAUCCGUCGAGGUCGGUUCGUUUCGCGGAUUGGACGCACUAGAGGAGCUGGAUUUGAGCAGCUGCCUAAUUGAGAACAUCCAAAAAGGGCUACUGCUCACCCUUCACCGGUUGCGCAUACUGAAUUUGUCCUACAACCGGCUCAAGGUUUUCAAAACUGGCCUUUUCUCCGGAUUACCCGAGCUGAGAAAGCUGAACAUGUCCCACAACAAGAUUUUGACGUACGAGAAGACCGGCCUAUUCCCAUUGCAUAGUCUCCACAACCUGGACCUGUCCUUCAACAACCUCACCGAUCUAGACUACAAGCUUCUCAUCGACCAUCUCCCGGCCUUAUCCCACAUAGGUCUCGAGGAGAACUCGUUACCGUGCUACCUGAAGAAGGAGAUGGAGGAGACCUUCAAGCACGACAAUCUUAUCUUCAGCCUGGGUGCGGACGCCGAAGACCCCAACUUUAAGUGCCCCACGCGAACGACCGUGGCUCCCGACGACGGACCAGACGACGAAACCAACGCGGUGACGGUCACCGCACCCGUUUACAUGCAGACGUCCGACGGACACCAGUACGUGCUGUACGUCUUCGUGGCGGUCGCGUUAAUAUUAAUGUCGCUCCUAUUUUACCUGCAAUAUCGCAAUCGUACCGAAAUCACCAGGAUCGUGGGGAGGACGAACGUGUCAGAGACGAGACUGAUCUCCAGCGAGCUGGAGGACGGGGAGGCUUAUCCAAGCUCUGACAUUACACCUUACUCCUUAAAAAAAGUUCGAGACGCCGUUAAUCGUAAACUAAGUUUUGUUGUAAAUAAAAUGAUUGGUCCAAAAACUUUGUAUGCCACCAUAACGGAAACGCUUAGCUUAGUUUUGUUACAGAUGAAUUACCACCCCCUACUGUGCGUGCUGCUAGUGCUAACGUCGGCGGCGGCCCAACAGCCCGCAAUGUCUUGCAGCUACAAAGGGCGCGGUUUUCUCACGUCCAUUUGCGUUAAUGCCAUCCCAUCCUUUUUCCGUACGACAGUCUACCGCUUCGACAAUCUCGACGAGACGCUUCAGUGCGUCAACUGCACUUUGCAAGUCAUCGAGAGCUACACCUUUGCCAUAUCCGGUAACCAGAUCAAGCAACUUGAUCUGACCGACUCAAAAAUCACAGUUUUGAAACCGAAAGCCUUCAUGGGGCUCGUCUUCUUGGAGACACUCAACCUGAAGGACAACCAAAUCGUUUCAGUACCGGCAGAGACCUUCCAGGGCAUCACCAAGGUGAAGGACCUGAACAUGGAAAACAAUCGGAUUGAUAAACUGCUGGCGAACGGAUUUAAAGAGCUGACGAAUAUGCACAAGCUGAAUUUGAAGGCCAACAACAUUAAGAGUAUCGAGGACGGUUCCUUUAACGGCUUGGGUUCCGUGGAAGAGCUCGACCUCUCCAACAACGAAAUCACGACAAUUAACGGAAUCUUCACCGGUUUGGUUAGCGUGCGCUCGCUCAACUUCGAAAAGAACAAGAUUUCGAAGCUCGAUCCACUCGACGUCGAACAGCUGAACGUGCUCCUCUACCUGAACUUGGCCAGAAACAACCUGAAGGUCAUUUCGAACAACACAUUCCUGCAACUGCCCCGCUUGGAAACUCUAAACCUGUCCUCAAAUCCAAUUGAAUCCGUCGAGGUCGGUUCGUUUCGCGGAUUGGACGCACUAGAGGAGCUGGAUUUGAGCAGCUGCCUAAUUGAGAACAUCCAAAAAGGGCUACUGCUCACCCUUCACCGGUUGCGCAUACUGAAUUUGUCCUACAACCGGCUCAAGGUUUUCAAAACUGGCCUUUUCUCCGGAUUACCCGAGCUGAGAAAGCUGAACAUGUCCCACAACAAGAUUUUGACGUACGAGAAGACCGGCCUAUUCCCAUUGCAUAGUCUCCACAACCUGGACCUGUCCUUCAACAACCUCACCGAUCUAGACUACAAGCUUCUCAUCGACCAUCUCCCGGCCUUAUCCCACAUAGGUCUCGAGGAGAACUCGUUACCGUGCUACCUGAAGAAGGAGAUGGAGGAGACCUUCAAGCACGACAAUCUUAUCUUCAGCCUGGGUGCGGACGCCGAAGACCCCAACUUUAAGUGCCCCACGCGAACGACCGUGGCUCCCGACGACGGACCAGACGACGAAACCAACGCGGUGACGGUCACCGCACCCGUUUACAUGCAGACGUCCGACGGACACCAGUACGUGCUGUACGUCUUCGUGGCGGUCGCGUUAAUAUUAAUGUCGCUCCUAUUUUACCUGCAAUAUCGCAAUCGUACCGAAAUCACCAGGAUCGUGGGGAGGACGAACGUGUCAGAGACGAGACUGAUCUCCAGCGAGCUGGAGGACGGGGAGGCUUAUUAACGUUAGGUAUUAAAUAAAUUAUGCAGCUUUGCCUAUGUACCUUUAAUAAUAAAUCGAAUUUAGUAUAAGUGCGA
Messenger RNA from Photinus pyralis (common eastern firefly), 3374 nucleotides. RefSeq names its product toll-like receptor 6. NCBI's taxonomy places the organism in Eukaryota, Metazoa, Arthropoda, Insecta, Coleoptera, Lampyridae. The record is from RefSeq and is a predicted model, not a curated record. Gene Ontology annotation, molecular function: protein binding. The transcript has 3 exons. Bases 163 to 3300 code for a protein of 1045 amino acids. Gene Ontology annotation, cellular component: plasma membrane.